Messenger RNA from Cannabis sativa, 702 nucleotides. RefSeq lists its product as uncharacterized. The record is from RefSeq and is a predicted model, not a curated record. The coding region runs from base 1 to 702 and encodes 233 amino acids. The transcript has a single exon. Lineage: Eukaryota; Viridiplantae; Streptophyta; Magnoliopsida; Rosales; Cannabaceae.
AUGGCUCAAGCACUACCGAGUUAUGCAAUGAGUGUUUUUCUUCUUCCAAAAGAAAUCAGUCGGAGCAUUGAAAGUAUGAUGGCAAGUUAUUGGUGGCAGACUAACAAGGAUAGUGGAAAGGGGAUUCAUUGGUUGUCAUGGGAUAAACUUUGCCAACAUAAGAAAGGGGUAGUAAUGGGAUUUCGGAAUCUGCUGGACUUUAAUUUGGCUAUGUUGGGAAAACAAGGGUGGAGGCUUCUUACAAGACCAAAUUCUUUGGUCACCCGAGUUUUAAAAGCAAGAUAUUUUCCUCAGGGAGACUUUCUAUCAGCCUCGAUAGGUUCCAACCCAAGCUUUGUUUGGAGGAGUAUAUGGGAAUCCCAAGACUUAGUAAGAAAAGGAGUUCGAUGGUGUAUUGGUUCAAGAAAUAACAUUCCAAUACUCCAAUCUCCUUGGUUGCCUGAUGAAAUCAAUCCUUUUGUCAUUUCGGAUCAUCCUGCUCUUUCAGUUGCUAAGGUAAGUAACCUCCUAACUCUUGAUGGCUCGAGGUGGGAUGAGGAGGUUCUUGAUGAUCUCUUUGUUGAUAGAGACAAACAUUUGAUCAUGUCCAUUCCUUUGAAUGACAACAACUUGGAAGAUCACUUUGUUUGGUCUAAAGAGACCUCGGGUUUUUAUACGGUCAAAAGUGCUUAUAAUUUACUCCAAAAACUUAAAGGUGGUUAG